CAAUUUGCAAUUUCUGACCCUUUUUUUUUUUGGUGUUCAAGAAUCCCAUUUUUUUCUUCUGGAUAAUUUGAUUUAAUGUUGGGUUUAAUUUUUCUGAACAUAAAAUUGUGGAUAUAUGACUCUAGCAGAGAACCCUCAAGAACAACCAUACACCACUCGUUUGAAUCAAUCAAGCAAAGCAAGAAGCCAAAAUCUACCCGCAAACCUCCCUUACCCACCCACAAAUGCACACUCCUCCAUUCUUCCUCCUCCACAACUACCAGCUUCACCAAAUUCCAUGGCCAAGAUUCCCACCACUGAAUAAUUCUGCUGCAUAUGCGCAUCUCUCUCUGUUCCCACCAAGACAUGACUACCUCUUAUUGCCUCUCUUCCUCGAGAAACACCACUCCAGCAGAAGCAUUUUUAGUGCACAACUCUCACUUCUAUCUCCAUAGACACUGCUCUUUCAAUGGACCCAAUAGAGAUAUUGUAUUCCUCAAGCCAAACCCACUACCACCCGAGUCUUUGAUUCCUGUCUUGAGACUCAGUAACUCCAAAUUAACUCACACUUUCGCCAGUAUGUCGUCUUUUGCUGAAGCUGAAGGGGAAAAUCAGGAGAACAGAGAAAUUGAGAUCGGAAAGUCUAACGAGACGGCGAAAAUUGAGGACGAUGAAUUGCCUGGAAUGGCUCAAGCCUUCCACAUAUCAUCCAGAACAGCCUCUGCGAUCUCGAUUUGCAUUGCAUUGGCGGCUCUCAGUUUUCCUUUAUUGAUGAAAUCAAUGGGGCAGGGACUGACAUUGAAGACCAAAAUAUUGUCUUACGCGACCCUGUUAUUUGGUUUCUACAUGGCUUGGAAUAUUGGGGCUAAUGAUGUGGCAAAUGCUAUGGGAACUUCUGUUGGGUCUGGGGCUUUGACGCUCCGGCAGGCUGUAUUGACGGCGGCGAUUCUUGAAUUCUCUGGGGCGUUUUUGAUGGGUACACACGUGACAAGCACAAUGCAGAAGGGAAUUCUUGUGGCUAAUGCGUUUCAAGGGAGGGAUACUCUGCUUUUUGCUGGUUUGUUGUCUUCUUUGGCUGCUGCUGGCACUUGGUUGCAGGUUGCAUCGUACUUUGGUUGGCCUGUCUCCACAACUCACUGUAUAGUAGGAUCUAUGGUUGGAUUUGGUCUUGUCUAUGGAGGAGCUGAUGCUGUCUUUUGGGGUUCACUGGCAAGGGUUACUUCAUCAUGGGUGAUCUCACCAGUAGUGGGAGCGAUGAUGUCGUUUCUUGUCUACAAGGGCAUCCGUAGGUUUGUAUACAGUGCUCCAAAUCCAGGACAAGCUGCCGCUGCAGCUGCACCAAUUGCUGUCUUUAUGGGUGUAACUGGAAUCUCCUUUGCUGCUUUUCCUCUAAGCAAGGCCUUUCCCUUGGCUCUAGCCCAGGCUUUGGCCUGUGGCGCUGCUGGUGCGCUCUUAGUUGACAGAAUUAUUCGAAAACAGCUUGGUCAUCUCCUUGUCAAAUCCACUUCUUCGCAACCAGAGCAAUAUGAGAGCGUUGUCCAAAAUAAAAAUAUUGGAUUUCUCUCUGACAUAGCAGGCCCUAAAGGUACCCAAUUGGAGAUAGUUUAUGGGGUUUUUGGCUACAUGCAGAUCCUCUCAGCCUGUUUCAUGUCAUUCGCGCAUGGCGGUAAUGAUGUCUCAAAUGCUAUAGGUCCAUUAGCUGCUGCAUUGUCUAUCCUCCAUGGCAGUGCUGCUAGCAGAGCUGAGAUUGUUAUUCCCCCUGAUGUUCUUGCAUGGGGAGGAUUUGGAAUAGUAGCGGGGCUAACGAUGUGGGGUUAUAGAGUGAUAGCAACGAUAGGGAAGAAGAUAACAGAACUCACACCAACUAGAGGAUUUGCAGCGGAAUUCGCUGCAGCUUCUGUUGUUCUGUUUGCAUCAAAGCUGGGACUCCCCAUAUCAGCUACCCAUACAUUGGUGGGUGCAGUGAUGGGAGUAGGGUUCGCCAGGGGACUAAACAGUGUAAGAGCAGAAACUGUGAAAGAGAUUGUGGCUUCUUGGGUUGUGACAAUUCCAGUAGGAGCAGCACUCGCAGUUCUCUACACAUGGAUUUUGACCAAGCUUUUGUCUCAUAUUUUGUGAGUGUACAACAUAAAUGAUUAAAGAUCAAUAGAUUAUCAUCUACUUUAUUCAUAUCAAUAAAUAUUUCUCCAUCUUUA
Tripterygium wilfordii is the source of this 2174-nucleotide messenger RNA. RefSeq names its product inorganic phosphate transporter 2-1, chloroplastic-like. The coding region runs from base 316 to 2097 and encodes 593 amino acids. NCBI's taxonomy places the organism in Eukaryota, Viridiplantae, Streptophyta, Magnoliopsida, Celastrales, Celastraceae. Gene Ontology annotation, molecular function: phosphate transmembrane transporter activity. Gene Ontology annotation, cellular component: membrane. The transcript has 3 exons. Gene Ontology annotation, biological process: phosphate ion transmembrane transport. The record is from RefSeq and is a predicted model, not a curated record.